Molecule: messenger RNA, 1038 nt
Organism: Galdieria sulphuraria
Lineage: Eukaryota; Rhodophyta; Bangiophyceae; Galdieriales; Galdieriaceae
Exons: 3
Coding region: 154-459 (101 amino acids)
Source: RefSeq, a predicted model, not a curated record
GAGUAUACAAUUUAUUCUUCUUUAUAACUCGUAAUCGAACAAAGAUUGUUCCUUGAGCGUAAUUUGCAUAGAAGGAAAGGUUCUAUCUCUCACAUUGCAAGCCAAACAGAGUAAUUGUCAUUGAAAUUGGAAAAUGACAAUUUUACACCUUUUAUGCAGUUUUCCUUCAUUUUGAGUGACCAACAAAGAAAGGUUCUCAGAUCGAGAACGAGUCAAAAACUGGUUGUAGCAAAACCGUUCUUGAUUNAGACAAGAUUGAUCAAACUCAACUCUUUGAAAAGGCACAGUGUCGAUAUUGUAUCUAGCACAUUUAUUAUUAAAGCAGCUUUUUCCAAGUCUCCAAGUAAAAUAUUUUCUUUCAUAAAACUCACUACAAGAUACUACACCUCCAGUAGAAAUGAGACAAUACAUAGCAAUUCUUCUCAUCAUAGUCCAAUUGGAAAUUACACAAUAGUUUAAAAAGGGCCAGUGUUGUUAAGGCUUUGAACUUGGUUAAGUUUACUUCUGAAAGUUUUCCGACUUUAAUUUCCAACUCAUUUGUUGUUUUAGUUGGACAAGUGCAAUUCUAUUAUCUACGUUUCUUUUUUAAGCCUUGCAGUUCAUUCCUUUAUAAAAAUCCAUCGAGUCGUCUUGAGCUCUGAGUUCCGGAUAGACUGUAGUGUCUUUUUGAUUCGUACAACAUUGACUAUCUAUUUGACUUUUACAUAGUUUAUGCAAGACUUGUUGUUAUUUCACUUCUGGUCUUGUAUGGAAAUUUGUGAGCUGUAUUGUCAAGAAAAGAGCAAAGACAAAGGAGUUUAAGCUGUUGUUGAGUUUCACUACAUUACCCAAUUAGUUGUCUCGCAAGUUCAUUUAGAUUUAGUUUUUACUGAUAAUUGUUACAGAGCAUUUUUGUGUAUUUAUUAGCAGUUGACAGUCUAGUCUUGUAGUCGAUUGUUGAGAAUCAGUCUUGGUUUCAUAUUUCAAAGAUGUUUUUCCAAGAAACCAGUUAGACACUUAGUUGAGUGUUUUGGUCAGUAUAAAGAGUUACUUUCCUUA